UUGUUUAUUGGGAUUCUUACAGUGAUUAUUAUCAAUUAGUAUGGGCAGCAUGCAGUAGGAGAGAAAGAGAUUGGGUAGCUUUCGGUUGUUUGACAAUGAUGAAAUCAAGUCAGGUUCACAGUAUCAAUUAUUUAAUUAUCGUGUUCUGUGGCCCUUCUAUUUAUAAUCCAUUAUGUCUUUGGCGUUCCAUUCCCGUCUUCAUCUCCUUUCACUAAAUGCUCAUUGUUGCCUCCAAUAAUCGCUCUUUCUACUAUUGAUUAUGCUCCUAGCAGUCUACUGCAGCUGCUGCUACUACUACUACUACUUGUACUAAUCAUCAUCAUAUAACUACUACUUUUCCCUUCACUGCCUAUAUACUUGCAGCCAGGGCUACCAUCUUGUCUCCCCUUCUCUUCUCUUGCUUUUAGGGUUUCCUCCUUUGAACUUUCCCAUCCACGCAUCAAGAAAAUUUGCAGAAUUUGUCGGAUAUAUUUCGAUGGCUGCAUCAUUCUUCUUAAACGAAUCAGGGGACAGAGCUUGAAGUUGGAGGAUCUUCCGUCUUUUUCUUCUAUAUAUUGUGCUGCUUGGAUAAGGGACAGGAGCAAGGAUGGCUUCUUCCAGUUACUCCAAUUCUCCUUGUGCUGCCUGCAAGUUCUUGAGGAGAAAAUGCCUGCCAGGUUGCAUAUUUGCUCCAUAUUUCCCUCCAGAGGAGCCGCAGAAGUUUGCCAAUGUGCACAAGAUAUUUGGAGCGAGUAAUGUAAGUAAGCUGCUCAAUGAAAUCCAACCUCAUCAGAGAGAAGACGCGGUAAAUUCUCUUGCCUAUGAAGCUGAGGCACGGUUGAAAGAUCCGGUUUAUGGUUGUGUUGGAGCAAUCUCGGUUCUCCAAAGGCAAGUUCUUCGUCUUCAGAAGGAGUUAGAUGCCACGAAUGCUGAUCUAAUGCGAUAUGCAAGCAAUGAAAUGCCACAAGGAUACCCAGGCAACAGUGGCUCGAAUCAGAUGGGGAGACGGAUGAAUAAUGCAGAUAGUUCCUUCGGUCAGUAUGAAUAUCCAUCUCCUUAUUAUAUGUCAUCAUGGGACAAUAGCUUCUCAGGUGAUCAUCCUGAUAAGCCUGGAGACAGUAACACAUGAGCUAUUUGUGCGCAAUUACUGGCUAGAUAACCUAUAUGCUAAUUAGGUCUAUGGAUGCAGUAAGGAGCCAGGAAAGGAAGCAUUAUCAUAUUCCACAUCCUGUAACAUAUGUAUGAGAAGAUGCAACUAAUUCUAGCUUGUUGCAACUUCUCAAAGCGAUAGGAAAAGUAAGAUAUAUUUGGGAAACUUAGUAUGUAAUUUGGAGAGUGAGUUAUGGAAAAUAUUUGAAGCUUUGUAAAUGAGCUGCUAGUAAUCAAAUGUUUGUGUCCUUGCUUCGACAGAAUCCGCCCAUAUGGGAAUCGUUCCUUUUUUUUUUUUGUAAGAUGGGAAUUGUUCUUUGAUGUACAAUAUAUCUAUGUGUAUAGAUAAUGUCAUCUACAUCCAGAAGAUGGUACGCUUUUGUAAGGCAUAUA
Coffea arabica (coffee) is the source of this 1521-nucleotide messenger RNA. RefSeq names its product LOB domain-containing protein 25-like. The record is from RefSeq and is a predicted model, not a curated record. Lineage: Eukaryota; Viridiplantae; Streptophyta; Magnoliopsida; Gentianales; Rubiaceae.